GACGUGAUAUAUAUAUAUAUAUAGAGAGAGAGAGAGAGAGAGUUUCUUCCCCUCGGGAUCAUGCCUCUCCAUUAAAUCCCUGACACUCGGCUCUUUCUAUAAACCCCGCAAAUCAUUGCCUUGUAGUUGAUUUCCUUACACAGCCCCUGGAACCCACCAACCCCCCCACCCCCGAGUUUGCACCCGCAGCAUCAUGCUGUUUUCAAAUGACAUCAGUUUAGAUUUGGUGCGGAGCAAAAUAAAACGCCUCCAAGAGUUUCUGGCCAUUUACCUGAAAAUUGCCAACGUGCACACGAUUGAUUUUUAUACUGAAGACAUUUGGAACGAGUACGUGGCUUUGUCCCCCGAGGCGGUCCUCGCUCGUUACCGCUGUCAGGAUGUAGGAAGCAAAGCAGAAAUAGCAAGUGCCUCAGUAUGGGAUGACUGUCAGAAGCUUGCAGAUGUGACUGCCUAUAUCCGAGAGACCCAAGCUCAUUCCCUGCCAUACCUUGGAGUGUGUACGACAUUGGAUGAACUGCUUCAAGAGCUUUGGGGAAAUAAGCAGAGAGGUACAUUUCUGAAAACCAGCCAGUUUAUGAACACAAAGAAGUCCCAUGAGGUUCAGGUGAUGUCCGAAGUUGUUGCCUGCCUGGCCAAACAUUGUAAUGUCCAACAGGUUAUUGAUCUAGGAUCAGGAAAGGGAUAUCUGAGCUCCUACUUGUCUAUGCAGUAUGGCCUGAAUGUGUACGGCAUUGAUGCUUCCAGCAUCAACACCAAUGGAGCGAACGAGAGAAACAGGAAAUUAAAAAGAUACUGGAAGGUGUAUCAGUGUCAGAUCAAUCCUCUGGGCCAAAGCGCUGGAGCAGAAAAUCUGAGAGGAAAGGAAAUGAACACUGAAGGAAGCUGCAAGGAAAAGGUUGAGUGCACUGGCCAUGGUGAUGAGGGAGAUAACCCUCCUGAAAUGGAGCCUUUGGGUUCACCCACGCAGAUCCCUCGACUGUGCGUCUUCACAGAGUCUGAAAAGGGAGAAUUUGAUGGGCGCUCAGAGAUGACAGGGGCAAUCGAAAAUGAACAUAGUGAAGAUGCGAAUGCCUUUUUGGACCUUCUGCCAAUGAGCACCAUGCAAAUUGGUUCACCGCCGAGACAAAAAAAAGAUCUGUGCGAGGAAGAGAAAGAGAAAAGAAAAAAUGCAAACUUAGCGGCAAAAGCGAAGCGAGUGAAACAGACGAACCUGUAUUCCCCACUAACUCAGCACGUUACCGCAACAACGGAUCUCAGCGACAUCAUCACAGACAUAGAGGAUUCAAUGAUGGUUGGCCUGCACACGUGUGGUGAUCUGGCCUCAAACACCCUGCGCAUUUUCAUUGCCAAACCAGAGCUCAAAGCUGUGUGCAGUGUGGGCUGCUGCUACCACCUCCUCUCUGAGGAGUAUGAAGAACCUGCUGACAGCAAUGAUUGCUCCCAGGGAUCGUGGGGCUUUCCCAUGAGCCAGUAUUUGAGAGACAGUGUCUGGCAAUGUGGCCGGAACGCUAGAAUGUCUGCAUGUCUGCCGCUGGAAAGAGUGACGGUCGGCCAAGGGCUUCCUUCAGAAUCCUUGUUUUACCGUGCAGUCCUGCAGGUCAUCUUCAAGGAACACUACGGGAACAGGAAGAGGCACAAUGUGGAGCAAAAUACAAACAGCAAACACGUUGGAAAGAUCUUUUCCAAGUCUUCUGGCUUCGUGGAUUACACCAGAAAAUCAAUGCAGAAGCUGGGAAUGGAUGACUCCAAGUUGUCGGACAGUUUAAUUCAAGGCUAUUAUGACAUAUACAGGCCCCGAUGGAAAGAGUUGGAAGCCUUUAACCGGCUAAAGGUAACCUUAGCCCCGUGUAUUGAAGGUCUAAUACUUUUGGACCGGUUAUGUUACCUGAAGGAACAGGAAAGCAUAGCCUGGUCGGCUCUGGUGCAGUUGUUUGAUCCCAUCAAAUCCCCCCGGUGCUAUGCGGUCAUUGGCGUAAAGAAGUAGUCCUGCUCCAAAAACACCUUCAGCGUUCUUGAUGUGUGGAAAGUUAGUGCUCGAAUACAAUUUAUCUGAUCUAGUGAAAUCCUAAUACAAUCUUGCGAGUUCACUCGUCUUCGCAUCAGAUUUUAAACCUAUCGAUAAACUUUUACAAUGUCCUUUUUCUAAACAUUGCGGGCAGUGAAUGUGAUUUAAUAAAUAAGUGGAAAACAAUCAAACUUGAAAGUCA
This is a messenger RNA of Callorhinchus milii (elephant shark), 2207 nucleotides long. It is a transcript of the gene mettl25, whose product is annotated as methyltransferase like 25. Bases 194 to 1984 code for a protein of 596 amino acids. The transcript is spliced from 12 exons. The record is from RefSeq and is a predicted model, not a curated record. NCBI's taxonomy places the organism in Eukaryota, Metazoa, Chordata, Chondrichthyes, Chimaeriformes, Callorhinchidae.